GAUUCCAUCCAUUCCAUUCCCUGUCGUCCAAACACAAUCCCCUUUCUCCCCUUUUCCUCUUCAAAGGGUCCGACCAUUUUUUUUGUUCUUUCUUUCUGGGUUAAUUACAAACAGUGAAAGUUUUAUCUUUUUGUUUGUAAUUUUCUCUCAAAAUACAAUCAUCUCACUUAUGGCCAUUGUUCAUCAAUUGGGUUUUGACCAGAAUCACAAAAAACCAAUUUGAGAAACGAGAAUUUGGUGCUAAGGGGUGACUGUUCUUCAAUGAUCCCUAAACCUUGAUUCUGCUUCUGGGAUUUUCCCCCUGUUCAAACCCAUUUCUUGUUCUUCUUCUUUGAUUUGAUUUCAUUUUCCUACCUUCAAAUCCACUCAGGAUUCAUCGUUCAAGCUCGGGAUCGAGUAGAAAUGGGGAGGACUGAUGAUAAUGUUGCUAUUAUUGGAGAUUGGGUUCCUCCAAGUCCCAGCCCAAGAACCUUUUUCUCAGCAAUGCAAAUGCUAGGGGAGGAUAUUAGUUCUAGACCUACCAUGGAUACUACCAGUAAUGAUCAUAAAACUGAAAAAAUCUUUCUCAGGCCUCGAGAACAUACGGUAUCAGAAAAUGCCGCUGCAAGAGGCGGGGUCCCGGGUGCCAAUUCUGGUGAUCGAGCAACGGAGUUCGGUACGUUAUCAGAGCAGAAAUUCCGCGGGGGACUUGUGGAAAGGAUUGCAGCCAGAGCUGGAUUUAAUGCUCCAAGAUUGAAUACAGAAAGCAUUAGAUCAACAGACCAUUCUUUGAAUUCAGAAGUAAAGUCCCCUUACUUGACAAUACCACCUGGUCUCAGUCCAACUACAUUGCUAGAUUCUCCAGUUUUUCUUUCAAAUUCACUGGCUCAGCAAUCUCCCACAACUGGAAAGUUCCAAUUUUUAGGAAAUGUUUGUAGUAAUCGGAGCUCGACGAUUAUGUCGGAGGCCAACAAUAAAGGCAACAACAAUCCUUUCGAUGAUAACAGUACAUCAUUUGCUUUCAGACCUAGUGUGGAAUCUGGAUCCUCCUUUUUUCUCAGUGCAGCAAGCAAAGUAAUUUCACUUCCAUCUCCCAAAAAAACAGCUUCUGCUACUAUUCUUCCACAAUCUUGUCCAAGAAUUGAGGUUCCAGUUCCACGUUCAGAAAAUUCUUUUCAAUCUCAUCUUGUAGAACCAUCUCUGUCUUUACCCCAAAAUCAAAUCGGUCACCAUCCUCAAGUGGGACUCUCUACAUCAUAUGUGGAGAAGGAUGAUGGCGGUAAGACUGUGUUGGAUGAUCAAGGACCCUUUGAUUCUCUAUGUGGUGGUGGUGGUGGUGGUGGUGAACAUUCUUCGCCACUCAACGAGCAACCAGAUGAAGGGGAGCAAAGAGGCAGUGGGGAUUCUAUGGCUGGUGGUGGUUGUGGUGCUCCCUCGGAGGAUGGAUAUAACUGGAGAAAAUAUGGACAAAAACAAGUUAAAGGAAGUGAGUAUCCUCGGAGUUAUUACAAGUGCACACAUCCAAACUGUCAGGUCAAGAAGAAAGUCGAGCGAUCUCACGAGGGCCAUAUAACAGAGAUCAUCUAUAAAGGAGCACAUAAACACCCAAAGCCCUCACCAAACCGACGAGCAGCAAUCGGAUCUUCUGAUUCCCAUAUCAAUAUGCAACUAGACAUCCAAGCACAAGCAGGCCAUCAGAAUGCUGAAGUUCCCCUUUGGGAAGAUUCACAAAAAGGGAUUCCAGGUGGAGCUCCUGAUUGGAUGCAAGAGAACCUUGAGGUGACUUCUUCAGCAUCCUUGGGUCCUGAAUAUGGCAAUCACCUUAACCCUUUACAGGCUCAAAAUAACAGUCAUAUUGAAACAGUUGAGGCUAUUGAUGCCUCAUCCACAUUCUCUAAUGAUGAAGAUGAAGAUGAUAGGGGGACACAUGGCAGUAUAACAUUGGGAUAUGAGGGGGAAGGAGAUGAAUCUGAGUCUAAAAAAAGGAAACUCGAUGCCUAUGUAACAGAGAUGAGCGGAGCCACUAGAGCUAUCCGUGAGCCUAGAGUUGUAGUCCAGACUACCAGUGAAGUAGAUAUUCUGGACGACGGCUAUCGUUGGCGCAAAUAUGGACAGAAGGUUGUGAAAGGAAAUCCAAAUCCUAGGAGUUACUACAAGUGCACGAAUCCUGGCUGCACGGUGAGGAAGCAUGUCGAGCGGGCAUCACAUGACCUGAAAUCUGUGAUAACCACAUAUGAAGGAAAACACAAUCAUGAUGUUCCUGCCGCUCGCAACAGCAGCCACAUUAGUUCUGGUACAUCCAGUCCAGUAACAGGUCAAAACACGACCGCAGCAAUGCAAACGCAUGUUCAUAGGUCAGGGCCACCCCAGACUCAAAACACUAUUCCAAGAUUUGAAAGGCCAGCCUUUGGCUUUUCUGGAAGACAGCAAAUGGGCACUGCCCAUGGCUUUGCUUUUGGAAUGAACCAACCUGGACUGGGAAAUCUGAACAUGGCAGCAGUUGGCCAAGCCAAGCUUCCUGUUAUGCCAAUGCAUCCUUACUUAGCACAAGCACACCAUGUUAAUGAAAUGGGUUUCUUGUUGCCUAAAGGAGAGCCCAAUGUAGAACCUACAUCUGAUCUUGGCCUGAACUUUAAUGGUUCAACCGUGUAUCAGCAAAUUAUGAGUAGGCUUCCACUUGGACCUGAGAUAUGAUUGAUCGGACGAAACGACAUAAUUCUAGUGGAAACAAUUGGCACAAUAUUCACAUAAUCAGAAUUCAAGAAUUUCAACCAAAAGGAUCCAUAACUUGCAACUACAAA
This is a messenger RNA of Benincasa hispida (wax gourd), 2780 nucleotides long. Its product is annotated as putative WRKY transcription factor 2. Gene Ontology annotation, molecular function: DNA-binding transcription factor activity; sequence-specific DNA binding. Gene Ontology annotation, biological process: regulation of DNA-templated transcription. The record is from RefSeq and is a predicted model, not a curated record. NCBI's taxonomy places the organism in Eukaryota, Viridiplantae, Streptophyta, Magnoliopsida, Cucurbitales, Cucurbitaceae.